This is a messenger RNA of Psylliodes chrysocephalus, 672 nucleotides long. The record is from the annotation of a GenBank genome assembly. NCBI's taxonomy places the organism in Eukaryota, Metazoa, Arthropoda, Insecta, Coleoptera, Chrysomelidae.
AUGAAGGAACUAGAGCAUAUAGGAGUUAAUACUUUAUCCAAUAACUUUUUAAAAAUUAACGCAUCAUUACCUAAAUUUACCCAUAAUUUAAGUUUCCGCCGACAAGUUUUUAUUAAAUCCACAGCAUUGCCAAUUCCAGAGUCCUUCCUAAUUAAUUAUGAAAAUACAUCAUAUCGAAUUUUUCUAGCCCGAGAUAUUUUAGAAUGUUUUAAUUGCAAACAAGAAGACCACACAUCUUCUAAAUGUAAAACAGCACCUACAAGCACCAACCCCACAGCAAUUCCAUCUAUACCAAAUCAGUCACAGAACUCUAUUACUGCCACAUCGGAAACCAUAACACCUUCACCUGCAGUUAUUGCACCUACUCCCGCAGUUGUUGUGCCUACUCCUUUAAAAAACCAUUUACAAUCCAAUGCUGCUUCAAUAGAAAAUACAAAUAACCUUCAACAGCAACAACAGAAGCAGACUAUAGAAUCCAAUGCAUCAGCUAUGGAAAUCGAUCAGACCCCGAGCAGUACAAAAACAAAUGUCGAUAACACCCUCUCUCCAUCCAUCUUAGAUGAAACAUCGCCAAAUUUCACAAAACUUUUAGACCCAAACCCGCUAAAUCAAAAAUGUAUAGCAGUAUUUUUGAUAUUAAGAGAACAUUCGAUACAGCAUGGAAACAAUUAA